ACGAAGUAGGCCACAUAGUCGUGGAGAGAGAGAGACAGACGGAGAGGACCGUUUCUGAACGUGUAAUACAUGCAUGCACAGAAUAUCUUGUUUUAUCUGUAUAAACACAUAUAUAUAGUGGAUUAUAUUGUGUAUAUUUUGAAUAAGUUACACAAGAAAUGUGAAAGACCACCGUUGUUCUCUCCUUGUUUUAUAAUCCAUCACGAUCGUCGUUUAUCUUCACUAUCUUCAUCCGAUUUCUCGCAUUAAUCCUCAUGAAUACAUUGCCUACCACGUUGAUGACUCUUCUUCGGGUGUCAUGUACCUUGUUCAAGACAAAAAGAAAACCGCUUUAAACAUUAAAACACCACCAGAAAUUAUGGACAACGUUAACCGGUUUGUUUUUACCCAUGUGUUUAUUCAACAGUUUGUUUUUAGCUCUAUACUUGUAAGCAACCAGUCUGGAUCACCAGGUGCCAGGAACAUUUAUAAAGUAAGCCCUUGUGUAUCAAAUAAAAAGAACUGUUAUCCAUAUCAAUGGCAAUCUAACAUCAACGUAGAAGUUGAUAGAAAUCAUCACAGCUUACUAGUACGAUUUUCUCAUGCCGAACAAGUAACGAACUUUGUGAAUUACACAGUGGUGUUACAGAGAGAUAAUUAUAAUACAACUGAAACAACAAAUGAGACUGAAGUUGUCUUCAACGAUAUCUGCAAUGGGAACUAUGUCAUAUAUGUGAAACCUUUGGAUCCUUAUCCUUCAGUAAAGAACAAGUGUCAGUGUUACAAGUCAUAUGGACGAUGUAUAGUCUGUCGGACCACCGUAAGAAAGAUGAUCAUCACUGGACUAAAUGAUUCUAAAUGUAACGACUCAGCUAACUUGGAACCUGAAACUUUAAAACCUGUAAAGACUGUACCUGUAAAGACUGUACCUGUAAAGACUGUACCUGUAAAGACUGUACCUGUAAAGAGUGUACCUGUAAGGAAUUCACCUGUAACUUUUCCAUCUGGAAAGGAUUUAUCAACUAUAAAGAAUCAAGCACCUGAAAAGAGCUCUACAACUACAGCAAGAAUUACUAAAAACAUUGUACCACAGACUCGAAGCAAUCGUACAGAAAUUACAAAACCAUUGUCACAUUCUUCAUCUUUGCAGCAUUCCUCAACAACAUCAAAUACAAAUGAAAUCAAAGACAAAAAUAAAACUGUUUUGUGGGCUGUUGUUGGCAGUUCAGUCGCUAUACUUCUGGCUAUCAGUUUCAUCUGUUUUAUGUGUUCAACAACAAGAGAAAGCCUAACUGACAAGAAAAUCUUGUUUCUAUACUCUCACGACCACCAGCAUCAUCUCGACGUCGGCAAAGCCAUGGCAACAUACCUGCAACACUUCAAGUGCCAUGUUCUUUAUCCACCGUUAUUCGCUGAGGAAGAGAUAAAACAAUGGUUACACAAGACAGUUGCUGAUUGUGAUUUUGUCUUACUGCUACAUUCGGAAUGCAUUAAACGCCAGAGUGAACCAUGGGCUUCUGGUUUAGAAUAUCCACAGUUACGAGACAACCGAAAUGAAAAUGUCCUGAUGUCAAUUCUUACCAUGAUUAGAGAAUGUCCUCUCUUGCAGUUAUAUCAUUCGAAAUACAUCUCGUGCCGCUUGGAACACUUGUCCGAGGGUUAUGUUCUCACUGAAUUUCCUUCGGUUCAAAAUUUCGUCCUGACCAGAGACCUGAAGAAGCUGGUUUACUAUAUCCAUCGUAUUCCCCCUAACAGUGUUCUCAAAACAUUAACAUUGAGAUCUUCUGAUAGUUCGACUUCCUCAAUGGCACUACAGCAGGCAGCUCAAAAAGCUGCUGAAUUUGAAAAAAAUAAAAUGUGGUUCACUCAGAAGUACAGUUACUUGGUGCCACGUUGUGGCGUAUUAAACGACAAAUGCGAUUGCCGUUCUGCAUUAAACGAAGAAUUCGACGGCACGGUUGACAUCCCCAAAUUACCACUAAACUCCUUUCACGAUGUGAAUUUUGAUGAUUCCAUGUCCAAACGAUGCUAUUAUUUCAACGAUAUACACUCGUUUUCGGAAAUGUCACAGGUCAGUUCUGAACUAGCAAUGCUAAAUGAGCGCAAUGACCAGCGAUAUAAAAACAGAUACAGCCUCUUGCCUUCAUUGUCUGAAGGUGUCACAGACUGUGUGAGCAACUGGACAGAUGUAACAUAUGCCUCAAGUCGUGGCUCAAAUCCAGUGUGUGUUUGAAAGAACCAAGGCACAGGGCAGGUGGGUUCAUAUUUGUGUGUGUGUAUACAUAUAUAUAUAUAUACAUAUAUAUGUAUAUGAGGAUCCCCAUCUUUCCUUGAGUUCAAUCUAAGGGAUUGUUGUUUUUUUUUUAAUGAACACAUAUACAGAGUGUGAUAUAUAUAUAUAUAUAUAUAUAUAUAAUAUAUAU
Octopus sinensis (East Asian common octopus) is the source of this 2402-nucleotide messenger RNA. RefSeq lists its product as uncharacterized. The coding region runs from base 299 to 2212 and encodes 637 amino acids. Lineage: Eukaryota; Metazoa; Mollusca; Cephalopoda; Octopoda; Octopodidae. Gene Ontology annotation, molecular function: interleukin-17 receptor activity. The record is from RefSeq and is a predicted model, not a curated record. The transcript has 8 exons.